GCAGGCCAAGUAGCAUCUUAUUAUGCGUGUCUCUCAACUUGGGUAACCCGAUUUGUUGAUCUGCAACGUUGCUGCAGCUUGGCCCGCAAGAGUUGAUAGCGAGUGUGUGUGCUGGCUGUGCCUCAUCCAGACAUUCUAGCUUGCUUCUUUACUCACUCGAAGCUUUGUCCAAUUUCCAACCUCACACUUCCACCAUUGAUUGCCUCUAUUCUCAGAAUUCGAAACACCAUGUCGUCCUCUACCUCCCGCGUGGUGGACAUACACACACACAUGUACCCUCCCUCAUAUAUCCAUAUCCUGGAAUCGCGUUCCCAAAUCCCCCUCGUCCGCAAGUUUUCUCAAGCACCUGAUCCGAGACUCAUCCUUCUGGAGGCUGAGGUCAAAGCAUUGGAAGAUGCGACACACAACCCCGAGGCAAAACCGCCUGGGCGGCCUCUAACAUCGCAUUACGCAUCGCUUGCGCAAAAGUUGCACUUCAUGGAUACGCACAGGAUUGAUAUAUCUGUCAUUUCCCUGGCGAAUCCAUGGCUAGACUUUCUAAGCCCAUCAGAGUCAGGCGCAAUCGCGCAGUCCGUCAAUGAAGAAUUCUCGCGCAUGUGCAGCGAACACCCUGGAAGACUCUUUUUCUUCGGAACACUUCCUUUGACAGCAACUCUCGAGACUGUCCUCGCCUCUAUAGAACAUCUUCGGAUCCUCAGAUACUGUCGCGGGGUCAUUCUGGGCACUUCAGGACUCGGGAAAGGCCUAGACGACCCUGAUCUUCUCCCCAUAUUCGAGGCUCUCGCAACAACAGGACUGACUGUCUUCCUACAUCCUCACUACGGUCUCCCAAAUGACGUUUGGGGACCUCGAGCGAGCGUCGAAUACGGGCAUGUGCUUCCUUUGGCCCUCGGCUUCCCUAUGGAGACAACAAUCGCUGUCGCCAGGAUGUACUUGGCUGGCGUUUUCGACAAAGCCCCAGAACUGCGCAUGAUCCUCGCCCACAGUGGCGGAACCCUGCCUUUCCUUGCUGGGAGGAUCGAAAGCUGCAUCAUGCAUGACGGGCAGCUGCUUCGUGAAGGCAAGCUUAACAAGGGCCGUCGAACAGUGUGGGAGGUGUUGAGGGAGCAGGUUUAUCUUGACGCUGUUAUUUACUCAGAAGUUGGGCUCAAGGCAGCUGUUCAAGCUAGCGGUGCUGACAGGCUUAUGUUUGGCACAGAUCACCCCUUCUUUCCACCACUUUCGACUGAUGAGCAGGGGGAAUGGGAGAGCGUGAGCCUGAAUGCGGAGGCCGUUGCUCUUGCAGUGGGACAAGACACGGGAGACUUCAAGAACGUUAUGGGGAUGAACGCUGUCAAAAUAUUGCGGCUCGACACUGAAUCGUGAUUCUAAGGGAUAUAUUAGCGUGAGAUGAGCCACUCCGUAUAGACAUAGCUACCAACCUUGUUUCGAAUCCUCUCUCUAAAAAGACCUUUACGAAACAGGUGCAUGCUCCGCAAAUCGAACUUCUGCCUGGUGUAUUCUCGUUUUGGCAUCAAGUAAACCUUGCUCCGCUUGUUGGUACUCUUCAG
Fusarium verticillioides 7600 is the source of this 1550-nucleotide messenger RNA. RefSeq lists its product as hypothetical. The record is from RefSeq and is a predicted model, not a curated record. Gene Ontology annotation, biological process: secondary metabolic process. Bases 229 to 1365 code for a protein of 378 amino acids. NCBI's taxonomy places the organism in Eukaryota, Fungi, Ascomycota, Sordariomycetes, Hypocreales, Nectriaceae. Gene Ontology annotation, molecular function: hydrolase activity; carboxy-lyase activity. The transcript has a single exon. Gene Ontology annotation, cellular component: cytoplasm; cytosol.